Molecule: messenger RNA, 1193 nt
Organism: Carica papaya (papaya)
Lineage: Eukaryota; Viridiplantae; Streptophyta; Magnoliopsida; Brassicales; Caricaceae
Source: RefSeq, a predicted model, not a curated record
UUUCUCCUCCCCAUCACCGGCGCCACCUCCUGCUCCCUAUAAACCGCACGAGAACCAGAAGUAAGCAGCAUCGUCGACGCUCUUAUCGGGACAGGGGAUUUCAGCAGCUGAGCCAACAUAACCUCCGCCAUCGACUUCGCCGAUUUCCCCGUCUCGGCUACCCUCUUCGUCCCCUCCGACGACUCCCUCUCCGGCGCAAUCCUUACCCCCGCCGCCGCCGCCGGCAACGGAAUCUUAGAUCCUUACACAAUCCCUUACCACAUCAUCCCUAAACGUCUCACUUUCUCCAAUCUCCGCCUCCUCAAACCCCUCCCUCGUCUUCCCACUCUCCUUCCCGCCAUGUCGAUCCUCCUCACCAACACUUCUAUCUCAAAUUUCACUCUCGACGACACACUCCUCUCCCGACCAGAUCUUUACCUUUCUUCCUCGAUUGCUCUCCACGGCAUAGCUUCUCUGCCUGACUACUCCGUUUACGGAGCUGCUCGCGGUCGUGCUCCAUUUACGUCAUUGCCUCCGCCGUCGAGAUGGGACUUCAGGGUAGCCGGUUCCUGUGGCCGGACCUCCGGAGGCGGAUGUUUUUGCAGGGAGUUUGCUGUAGUUUUGAAAUGGGUAACGAUCUUUUGGUUUAUCUGUUCUGUUGGGCAAUGCUGUGAUGAUAUGCAGAUGAUGAUGACGACGAUGAAGAGAGCGUUGAAAUGGGUGAUGGAAUUCAGGGUGUUUUGUUGGUUGAAUCAGUGUUUUCUGUUUGUGAAUUGAUAGAUGAAGAAGAAUUUUGCCUGUUCUUGUUUCAUCUUCUUGCUCUUCAAUUGGGUUCUUGAGAGCAUAUAAUUUAGUUCAAAAUAAGGAAAAAUAUUUGUUUUAAAGAUCUUUUUUUUGUUUGUAGAAAAUGUGUUAUACAUCGUAGGGAAUUUACCCAAUUUGCUAACUAUAUGCAGUUUAUUCAAUAUGCAGUUUAAAUAAGAGACAAAGGAAUAAAUGGAGAGCAAUAUGCAGCAUCUGCCAUUGGAAGCCUCUUACAUUUUCAUAUUGCUAAUCAACAUGGUAGCUUCCUUACAUUUCAAUAGCACUCCUAUAGAUAUAUAAGAACAGUACAAAGAUCAAAGCAGCAUAUCAUUGGGAAGUUUCCCAUAUAACAUUUCUCUAUGAAAGUACACAUUUCCUGAUUUUCUCACCAUCCUUUAACUCGGGCUUCC